CCAGAACUCGCUCUGUAGACCAGGCUGGCCUCAAAAUCACAGAGUUGCACUUGCCUCUGCCUCCUGAGUAUUGGCAUUAAAGUGGGCACCAUCAAGCCUGGCUCUUUACUUCCUCUUUAUCUCAAGCUCUCGUUCUCUUAAUACCUAAUGUGUAGAUCAGCUUGGGGUAGAAUCAUCUACCCUUCAUUUUCUGUUGUCAUCACGAUACCCCUUCUGAAUUGUAUCAUGCUAAUUAUGUUUGGUUUUCAUUGGUUUCAAAGUAUAGAAUUCUGGGACCAGAAAUUCUCGAGGGGCUGUUUGGUAUGCCACGGUUGCUCAUGGUUUAUUCAGAUUAAGCCAGAAAGAACAAAAUAAUGCAGCUUGAUCACUGCCUCAGUUUCCCUCUUCUCCUUUCACUUUCAUUUUCUGUGGGUUUGUUGUUUAUUAACCUUCCAGGACCUUUUGGGAAUCCUCUGAUGCUGGCCAUCUUGGCAGGACCAUUUUCACCAUGGACCCAAUGCUUUAUUUAAAGCCCUAGUCCCUACCUUCCUGAAGGGUUCUCAUCAAAGCCAUUCUGAACUUAGGAAUCCACACUGAGUGUCAGGGGGUCACUUGACAUGGCCUCAGUGAAUAACGACGGCAGUAUUGACUUCCGAGAGUACGUGAUCGGCUUGGCUGUCUUAUGCAACCCUGCCAACACAGAAGACAUCAUCCAGGUGGCAUUUAAGCUCUUUGAUGUUGAUGAGGACGGCUACAUCACGGAGGAAGAGUUUUGCACCAUUCUGCAGGCUUCUCUCGGAGUGCCUGACCUUAAUGUUUCUGGGCUCUUCAGAGAAAUUGCCCAAGGGGACUCUGUUUCCUACGAGGAAUUCAAAAGUUUUGCUCUGAAGCACCCAGAAUAUGCCAAGAUAUUUACAACAUAUUUAGACCUCCAGACAUGCCAUGUAUUUUCACUGCCAGAAGACGUCCAGACAGCUCCCUCUGUUGCUAGUAAUAAAGUCAGCCCCGAGAGCCAUGAGGAGGGCACCUCAGGCAAAAAGGUUGACUGAACUAGUGUUCCCAGUGACGGAUGGUGAUACAGGAAAGGUUCGUCGACAACACUGUGAAUGUGCUUAUCCACGAAUGUUGCUCAAAAUAGAAAGCUCUUUUUUUUUUACUAAAAUGACAUAUUUUCUUCCUAAAAUGUUUUUUAUUAACCUGCCUACAUCCAGAAAGUUUCUUUUGUUUUACCUUGUGCUCUGCUGGUUGCGUUGACUGAUGAUAAGUGCUGUAUAUUUUUAAUGAAUUUUUCAGUUUAAUUUUCAUAAUAAAUCCAUUGGUCUUUCUC
Molecule: messenger RNA, 1306 nt
Organism: Rattus rattus (black rat)
Lineage: Eukaryota; Metazoa; Chordata; Mammalia; Rodentia; Muridae
Product: lysophosphatidylcholine acyltransferase 2
Exons: 4
Coding region: 597-1028 (143 amino acids)
Biological process (GO): calcium-mediated signaling
Molecular function (GO): calcium ion binding; kinase binding
Source: RefSeq, a predicted model, not a curated record